UCUCAAUUUAAGCACAUUUUCGAUCCAGAAUUAAGGAAACAUGGAGGAAUCCAACCUAGGAACGAAACCGAAGUUUGUAUCCCCAAUAGAAGAAAUAUCAGACAGCUCAGGGAGGUACAUGGGAAUAUUAUCGGAUGAAAUCUCUCACGAUGUCAAAAUCAAAAAGCCUAAAACUCCAACAGCUAGAAGAAGUUCAGAUGAAAGAAUCCAUGAGAAAGGAAAGGGUGAUACAUCAACUAUGUCAAGCAAGUCAAAUUCUCGUCGAUUCUAUGAAUCGAAGAAGAGAAACAACGAAUUAUUUGAGAAUCAAUCCAAGAUGUUGAUCGAACGCCACGAUGAUAGCUUUGAGUGUAAUAAAGCGGCCGUGACAAUCGACGAUGAGAACCACGGUUCUGGCAAAAUUCCUCAUACUUCCUCUCGACCCCCGUGUCCCGUGCCUCCUCUUGAUAUCGACGAGGAAGCUACUACAGUCUACUACAGUCGCCGUGAAGGUGAUGAUGAGGAACCCAUGCAGCCGUCAACGAGAGACCCCGCCAGUGGUCACGACCUCCAGACGAUCGAUGUUGAAAAGACCGAUGAGUUUCCCGCUUCACUUUCCUUGGAAGAAUAUCAUCAACGCGGGAAAACUCGGAAGACAACACCAAAGAGCGCUGUCAAGGAUUCCAUGACGUUUGAACAACAACGUUUUUCCCGUAUGAAGUCUGCUCCUCAGCGUUCCCCUGUUCCCUCACGAUCACCCGAUCAUAAAGAAGCAGGCUGGGUCUUGAACCCAAUCGUGACCAAUUCUACCAACGAUCGACCUCUCUCUCGUAUCGACUCACCAUCACCACCGCCUAUAUAUCCUAGGAAAGAUCCUAAUGCAAUGCCACCAAUGCUAUUCCCGCCAAAGCAUCUUAAGCAGGAGGAAGAUCGGAUCAAGAUGAAUAUAUGGAACCACCCUAUUUCUCCGCUACCUAACAUUCCGUCAAGGUUUGUGCCACCAAAAGAAGAGCAACAAGGCACUAAGAGUUCCAUGUUGACAACCUCUUUGGCAAUGGCCCCAAAUAUGCCAAAUACCGCAGAUACCACGUCUGAUCACCAUGCAGCCACGCGAAGGAACACUCUGUUGAGUAAUUCCAGAGACUUGUUAACACCAGGUUGUGCAGUACAAGUCGAUUCAAAGAGAACGACUACUCAUCUACAGAUAGACGUUGAUGUGAGAUCGGGUGGGUUAACAUACUUCAUGCCACUUUCUUGCGACCAACACAGAAGCAAAUGGUCUCUUCCACGUCACAUGCAAUCCCGGCGGGAACGAACUCGGGAAAGGGAACAUAGAAUCGCAACGAAGCUGAUCCAAAAGAAUAACAUGACCAAGAAAAAUCUUGAGAAUCUUGAACUCGCUAGGAAAAAAAGGAGAAAUUAUUUUGAGGCUCGUCUGGAAGCAGUUCGGCAUAGAUACCAAGAACUUCUCGAGAGGAGGCACAUGAUUCAAACUAGCCUGGAGCAUAAGCAGAAAAAUGCAAAGAACAAUAGGGAAAUACUCAAAACGAAACGCCAAGGUAGAUUCCAACGUGCCCAAGAAAGGAGCAAAUUGCUUCAGGUAAGGAAGAAAGUUUUGAGUCAAAUCAGAGAGGCCAUAUCCGUGAAGGAAAAUGCAAUAGAUAUAGUGACAGAAAAUGGAAGUAGUAUUCCUAACUUGCCAGAUGACGAUGGAGAGAAUCCGGAGGCUGAACAACAAGAUGAGGAAGGUGAAGGGAUAGGUGAAGGAAUCAUUGAAGGAAAUAUUGAUGGAGUUGAACGUGAUGGUGAAAGAGGAAGACUAGCUGAACCACAGUCUACAGACAGACGUAAUGGCAAUGCCGACAAUGAUCGUAGGAUGGGUGAAAUAGACAAUGGUAACGUUUUCUACGUAUUUGAACAUGAUAGUGGCAGAGGAGAUGAUGGAUCUCAGGAUACUGUGCAGAGGGACCCUUUGAGAGAAACUAGAAACUUUACAGAGACUUUUGGCAUUGCGGUAAAUUGGUUAACACCAGACGAUCCAAGAGGAAUUCCUCGUUCAGCUCGAGGAGAGGAUUACCAAAGCCUCCGUACUUUAUUUCAGAUGGAAGCUAUGUACGCCUUACAGGGACACAGAGAUAUAGGCUUAUUUCCAAGACCGCAUUCAGAGCCGGAACAAGAUUGCCCGAUCGAAGGAUGGUCCCACUACAUGUUAGCCAUCCGAGCGAUCCGGGACCACAUCGAGGAAGUUUCAGCUGACUAUUCUGACGGGACAUCAUCCCCCGCAUCAUCCACGGGAGCACUUCCUAUCGUCUUUCAGGAGUCCAAAACAGCGCAAGGUGACUACUUUGACGAACGUGAGGAUACACCGAGUAUCACGGAUGAUGAGUACCUUGAGGAAAUUGAGGAGGUGGUGGGGUUCGUCGAUGAGGUGCUUCCUCAAAGGGAAUCGGCCCCGGAUGAACAGAUGAAUGUUAGAAUGAGGCCGCGUCAAGGUGCGAGUCAUCACUAGUUUUGAAAUUAGAAAAUUUCCAAUAGUAAGAUACUCGAGGUGAUUGGAAUACCCAAGGUUUAAGCUUUCAUUAUAUACUUAUAUAUACGGAGACAAGUUCUAUGUGUUUAAAAUUCUUCUCAUGGAAUGACUCCAUGGAAAGGUAUGCUUUAAGACGUGACAAUACAUGACGGACGGAACAUUUAAAAAAGUGUAAGAAUAGUAUAUUUGAUGAAUUCCGUGGAAUGUUCAAUACUUCAAUCAAUUUUUUUCGUAAGAAUUAUAUGGUUUAGUAGUUAAUGUGAAAGCUUUCAAAGAUUUAUAAGGAUCAAGAGCAAAACCUACAGAACAUCCGAUGUAAUUUUUUAACAUAGAUGAUACUUGCAUUUCAUUUUUUAAAAUCUAAAUCAAUGCAUUUUUCCUUCAAAUAUUAGACAAUUAAAUCUUGUGUAAUUAAUAAUAAUAUAGAAAUAAAUGGUUGUAGGCCUACUUGCUAGCCGAAAUUCAGCUGAUCUGAAAAAAGGAAAAUGAAAUGAUAUGAUAUCCAGAUAAUGAUAUAUUUCACUCUUCUCUCAUUAGAUUCCUUUUUUGUGGUCUGUACGCCACUGUGAACAGGAUUAUUUGCGGCAGUAGCGUAAAGAGUAUAAAAAAAACGAGGGGCGCAGUAUAGUCAAUGUGCUAAAAAGCUGCUUUAUAUAAGUCCCGAGCGAAAAAAAAUCACCUUUUCAUGAGAAUCUAACUUUGAGCUAUUGUUAUUAUUAUAAAUAAAAUCAUAUCCUACACUU
Molecule: messenger RNA, 3252 nt
Organism: Lytechinus pictus (painted urchin)
Lineage: Eukaryota; Metazoa; Echinodermata; Echinoidea; Temnopleuroida; Toxopneustidae
Exons: 6
Coding region: 41-2488 (815 amino acids)
Source: RefSeq, a predicted model, not a curated record